UUGGUAUCAUUAAAAGCUCAUUGUUCCACCCAGCUUCUUUGGAGCCAAAGGCAAAAGUAGCUGUUGAGAAGAAGUGGUUUUCUUUCUUUUUUUAUAAAAUAAAGUGAUAAAACAAAAUAAAAGGAUAUUUUUGUGUGCGGAAUUUUCUUAAGUGAAUUUUUUUAAAAACUUCUUUAAAAUGAAAAUCGAAAUAACUCUAUUGAUAGCUUUUGCUGUAACAAUGGUUGUUGGAGCUCCACAACGAGCUGAUGAACCUAUUGCUAUUGUCAGUCAGGAAUCAAAUAUUGAACCUGAUGGUUCAUAUCAAUAUAAAUAUGAAACCGCAAAUGGAAUCAAAGGAGAAGAAACUGGUACUUUGAAAAAAGCUACUUCCGCUGACACCAGUGACGUGAUCAUUGCUCAGGGUGCAGUCUCAUAUACAUCACCUGAAGGUAAUCUGAUUUCUUUAACUUACACCGCUGAUGAUGAGAACGGUUUCGUACCAUCUGGUGAUCAUUUGCCAACACCACCACCAAUUCCACCAGCAAUCCAAAAGGCUCUUGACUACUUGCUCAGUCUGCCUCCUUCAAAGAACUAAACAGAAGAACAUUUUUUUGUUUCACUCAAAAGCUGCCCAAUGUUUAAUUCUUUUAUAAAUUAUGCUUACAAGACGACACCACGAUCACAUUCACACAUGACCACGACACACACAUCCAAGCAAAUGAAACACACAUUACUUAUAUCUAAAAAAAAUACAUAAAAAGACAACAUUGUUAUACAAUAAUUAUUAAAACUUAUAUACAAAAAAAAA
Eupeodes corollae is the source of this 790-nucleotide messenger RNA. RefSeq names its product endocuticle structural glycoprotein ABD-4-like. The coding region runs from base 179 to 577 and encodes 132 amino acids. Gene Ontology annotation, cellular component: chitin-based extracellular matrix. Gene Ontology annotation, molecular function: structural constituent of chitin-based larval cuticle. Lineage: Eukaryota; Metazoa; Arthropoda; Insecta; Diptera; Syrphidae. The transcript has 3 exons. The record is from RefSeq and is a predicted model, not a curated record.